Messenger RNA from Aspergillus costaricaensis CBS 115574, 679 nucleotides. RefSeq lists its product as uncharacterized. NCBI's taxonomy places the organism in Eukaryota, Fungi, Ascomycota, Eurotiomycetes, Eurotiales, Aspergillaceae. The coding region runs from base 204 to 512 and encodes 102 amino acids. The transcript has a single exon. The record is from RefSeq and is a predicted model, not a curated record.
CUUUGCCCCUUGCUUUCCCGAAACAUAUGGUCCUCAAGGUACCUUGACCUCGACUACAUCGCUAGGUAGCAUACCAUACCAGUCUACAACCUACCUAUAUCUUUCUACUUACCUACCUACCUACAACACACCCUCAGUCUGAUCCAAUUCAAUCCAAUCCAAUACACCCUCCCUCAAAACCAAACCAUCCAUCAACAUCCAACAUGUCCCCAAACCCACGAAUCAUCCCUACCAUCGAACCAACCACCCUCCCCCGCACUCGUCAACAUCAAGCAGACGACGCAGGCGCAGACGCACCGCUGCACACGCAAAGCAGUCCCGAAAGAGAGCAAGAAGAUCCCAGCAGUCGCAUCCUAGGCAGGAGUAUCAAGCCGCCCGUGGUACGGCAUUAUAGUUGGAGUGAGGAGGAUCGGAAGCAUGCGUUGCAGGCGCGGUUGUUGGAGACGGAGGGGAGGGAGAUGGGGUUUUCGGAGGUGAGGGGUCAUGAUGGUGGUGAGAUGGGGGAUGAGUAGGAUGUUUCUGUGUGAAGUAGGGAGAUGGAAUUUGAUGGUAAUUUAUGGUUGAAGGUAGGAAUGGAUGGGAAUUUGAAUGAGAAUGUGGUGGUUUGUGGUUAAUGUCUGAUGUGAAUGUGAGGUUUAUGGGGUUAUUCCGUCAGAGUGAAUUCUGUUAGGGAGAUGGG